Haliotis rufescens (red abalone) is the source of this 543-nucleotide messenger RNA. RefSeq names its product ankyrin repeat and SAM domain-containing protein 6-like. NCBI's taxonomy places the organism in Eukaryota, Metazoa, Mollusca, Gastropoda, Lepetellida, Haliotidae. The transcript has a single exon. Gene Ontology annotation, molecular function: protein binding. The record is from RefSeq and is a predicted model, not a curated record. Bases 1 to 543 code for a protein of 180 amino acids.
AUGGCAGCUGUGGAGGGAAACUAUGCUGUUUUUCAAUAUCUUAAAGGCCUAGGAGCAGAUGUGACACUGGCAGACAGGGCAGAAGAUGGUGUGUAUACUCUGGCCCUCCAGGGAGGAUGCAGGGGGAUCAUCAAGGAGUUAGGACGAGAGGAACAUUCAGGGAAAAGCAUCACACCAUGGAAUGAAUUGAUGAAGUCACUAGUGACAUCACAAGUGGACUACCUAAAGACAUAUUCACAACUAAGUCCUGACCUUGUUCAGAAAGAUCAAUUUGGAGAUAGCUUACUACAUCUGGCCUGUCGAGGAGGGAACAGACAGUGUGUGGAGUAUCUGCUCCCAUCCUAUGACAUCAAUGUCCGAGGUCGCUAUGACUGGACACCGGUGAUGAUGGCAGCUGUGUGUGGCCAUGGAGAUGUCUUCCAGUUGCUGGUGUCUCACAAGGCGGAUCUGUCUCUAGUCUCAAGUACAGGGGAAGAUAUCACCUCCCUGGCUCGUCGUGGCAACAACGACGACAUUGUCAAGUACCGAUUGGAUAAGUCUUGA